Molecule: messenger RNA, 859 nt
Organism: Cucurbita pepo subsp. pepo (vegetable marrow)
Lineage: Eukaryota; Viridiplantae; Streptophyta; Magnoliopsida; Cucurbitales; Cucurbitaceae
Gene: EXPA2
Product: expansin A2
Biological process (GO): plant-type cell wall organization
Cellular component (GO): extracellular region
Source: RefSeq, a predicted model, not a curated record
UCCCCAAUCCUUCUCUAUAAAUCUCCUCUUCUUCCCUUCUAACCCACAAACCCCACUUUUCAUUACACUUUUAAACCAACCCUAUGGCCUUUUACUCCCCAUUUUCCCUCCUUCCUCUCUUCUUCCUCUUCCUCCGCUCCACCCUUGCCGACUACGGCGGCUGGCAGAGCGGUCAUGCCACCUUUUACGGUGGCGGUGACGCGUCUGGUACUAUGGGUGGAGCUUGUGGGUAUGGGAACUUGUACAGCCAAGGGUAUGGCACCAACACGGUGGCGCUAAGCACGGCGCUGUUCAACAACGGCCUCAGCUGUGGGGCUUGCUUCGAAAUGACUUGCACAAAUGAUCCCAAAUGGUGCCUGCCCGGAACCAUUAGGGUCACCGCCACCAACUUCUGCCCCCCCAACUUUGCCCUCCCUAACAACAACGGCGGCUGGUGCAACCCUCCUCUCCAGCACUUCGACAUGGCUGAGCCUGCCUUCCUUCAGAUCGCUCAAUACCGUGCCGGAAUCGUCCCCGUCUCCUUUCGGAGAGUACCAUGCAUGAAGAAAGGUGGAGUGAGGUUCACAAUUAACGGUCACUCCUACUUCAACCUUGUUUUGAUCACGAACGUGGGCGGCGCUGGCGACGUCCACGCUGUGUCGAUAAAGGGGUCUCGAACUGGAUGGCAAGCGAUGUCUAGAAAUUGGGGCCAAAACUGGCAAAGCAACAACUACCUCAACGGUCAAGGCCUCUCCUUUCAGGUCACCCUUAGCGAUGGUCGCACUCUCACGGCCUAUAAUCUCGUCCCGUCCAAUUGGCAGUUUGGUCGGACCUAUGAAGGCCCUCAAUUUUAAACACCAACCACUAUUAUAACUACUAC